CAUUACAUAUCAUCUUGUAGUUUGUGUUUUGAAAGAAAUUGAGUAUGUCAAAUCUACAAAUAGCGCGCGAUUUAUUUGAUUUUAUGUUUGAGUCUGUUUGUUGAGUUUGAGAGUAUUGAUUUGUAAUUUUAUUAUUUUGUAAGGCCAAUGAACUGUUAAGAUGGCACCACCUCGAAGAAUAGUUAGAGAGCAGCUUGAAAUCCUAAUAGAUUUUUUAGAAUCAAACAGAGACAUGUCCAAAGGUUUGCUGCCAAGUGCACCCAUGAGCCAUCAGGCAAUGCGGCACAAAUGGGCAGUGCUGGCUAAAAAGCUGAAUGCUGUUGAAUCAGGAGCUUUAAAAGCACCCGAUGGAUGGAAGAAGUAUUGGUUUGAAUGGCGGCAUAAAUGUAGAAAAAAAGCUGCGAAUGCUAAGAAAUUUCAAUCUGAUCCAAACGCUAGUAGUAGCAGAUUUGUACCACUUAAUGAUCUAGAAAUAAGGGUGUUGGAACUAAAUGGAGAAGGUUCAGUCAGUGCUGCAGUCUCAUCAUCCAAGCAAUUGGAAAACUUCUUAACAGAAAAUUCAGAUAAUGAGGAAAUUUCUAACGAUGAAAGCAUAGAUGAAUCCGUCCCAGUGAAAGUCAAAGUUAGACAGUCUAUUAGUAGCAAUAACUCUAAAAUGCACACAGAUGAAGCCAGAGUUACACCACCUCCCCGGUGGGCGUUAGAUUUAGAAGAACGUAGAAUAGCGUCACAAGAGAGAAUGGCGGAUGCCUUACAAUCAAUAGCCAGUACAUUACGCUCACAAGAAGAACGCAGAUCAAUGCUAGACGAUAGAAUAGCAGAUACAUUGACAGCCCUAGCUGGGACCAUACAAGAUCUCAAUAGUGGGGUACAUGAUAUGAUACAACACAUACAGAGCUCUAGUCAGACUGAAAGAUCCUUUAAGGAAGUUGUAUUGCUGUAAUAAAAUAGAAGAUUAUUGUGACAUACACUGUAUUUUCAGCACAAAGCUCAGUUCCUUGAAACCAAGCAAUGUUAUAUUUGAGCCAUCUUGCCAUAUAUUUUUAUUUGUACAAAUUUAAUAUACUUACAUUAAAUUAUUUUUAUUUACCAAAUAAACACUUUUAAA
Messenger RNA from Colias croceus (clouded yellow), 1108 nucleotides. RefSeq lists its product as uncharacterized. The record is from RefSeq and is a predicted model, not a curated record. The transcript is spliced from 4 exons. NCBI's taxonomy places the organism in Eukaryota, Metazoa, Arthropoda, Insecta, Lepidoptera, Pieridae. The coding region runs from base 161 to 943 and encodes 260 amino acids.